Haliotis rufescens (red abalone) is the source of this 3860-nucleotide messenger RNA. RefSeq lists its product as uncharacterized. The record is from RefSeq and is a predicted model, not a curated record. The transcript has a single exon. NCBI's taxonomy places the organism in Eukaryota, Metazoa, Mollusca, Gastropoda, Lepetellida, Haliotidae. Bases 1205 to 2170 code for a protein of 321 amino acids.
AUGGCUGAUGCCAUGGACGAUUUAACACAAUGCACGAUCAGAUAUUCUCGUCAGCUUGACUAAGUUACACGACCACGGGAGUACUUAUAUGUCGAUACACUACAGAACGUAUUGUUCAGCUGGCGAGAAAUACAACUAAGAGGCACGGAAUCGUAACAUGGAGGUCUUAAUCUGCGGCAUUAAUUCCCCACCAUUAAUAUGGCGUGUGCGGGAGGCGAGCAGAUCGGCCAGCUACCACACCUCUAUCGCAGGCGCAGGAACCACAUUGUAUGGAGAUUAAUGAACUCGCCAGAUUAGAUUUGCUCCGACCCUGUUGCCUAGAGGGGCAGUCAUACAACGUAUUGGACACACGAGGGGUGUACGUGUUCCGGGGCAGAUGGGCCAUCUCUCUCCCAAGCAGAGUGUAACACGUGCGAGAUAGCAUCAGUGAAGGGUGUGGGAUCCUGCCCUAUAAUGUGCGGUGCAUUGUUGAGGGACAAUACUUCAGAGGAAAUGACGUUUCUGGCAAUAGGUGUUUACAACUUUGACAAGGACACGUGUCACUGAUGCUAACGUUGUAUUCAAUGGAACAAGGUCCUGGUAACAUUAUAUCAGGUUAUAUUUAUCCGCCACCUUGCAAUGUUGUGUCGUCUUGCAGUUAUAGGCUUGGAACCAGAGGAGCUACACCAGUUACUGACGCUGAUGCCAAGUGUACACUUUCUACAUGUAUACCUAUGCUCCUGUAACCCCUACAACAUUGAAAACAACAGAGAUAACUAACUGACAAGUCCAUAGGAAAGGUUCAUAUAUAUCGGUAUGUCUGGACACAGAAGAGGACUGGAAAUUGCAUGAGAGUGUGUGUGAAAUGCUUACUGACCAGUUGACCAACAAGGAAGUGGAACCUAUUUGAGGCGGUAUUUCUGUAUUCACUGGAGUGUGAGGGAAACAUGUAUUCGUCACUAGUCACCGGAUUUAUGUCAGGGAUUAUUCAAGCCAUUACACAUUAGCUCAAGACACGCCAGUAAACUAAACACGAAGACUGUAUUGUGGGUGUGGGUCCAUGUGAUAAUCCUUGUUUACCGGUCACCAAGUGCUUUGUACAAACAUCCUCAGGCAAACGCUUGACAAGAAGGAGGAUUAAUGUUGACAGGCUUCCGAAGAGGCAUGUCUUGCUAGGACGAAAAGGAAAGAAGUAUCUGAACAUUUGAUUUUGCAAAUCAUUAUAAUGCCAACGUCUGCGAGUCGACGUUUGUCCUCUUCGCGACCCCGCACCACCCAGAGCUCUGCGGGGAGGUUGAGUGCCCGUCAGGCGGUUGGGAGGGAAGAGGCCCGACCGGGAGAGUAUGAGAUAGAACUUCUGGAGUAUGAGUGGCCUGACCUGCCGCCCAUCCCCAAUAUGAAGGAUGCCAUUACGAGAAGGCGAGUCAGCAACGGCAUUACAUAUCUACUUCCGGUAGACAAGGGUAAAAACUCCAUCAACAGUCAUUUCAGGACGGACCUGAGAGCCAUGUUUCAGGAGCCAUAUGCAAGUGAUGAUCUAAAAUAUGAUGACGGCAGAGUUAAACUUAGUGCCAAGGUUCACUUCACAUCAAAUACAGCUGACACUAAAUGGACACAAGAUCACUUACGAUCACUUCCGGUUGAACUUAAUGCUAAUUCUGAGCAGGUCCGGAAGUUGUAUACUCGGUCUGCUCCCUCCAGUGCUACUGCAAGUAGAAGGAUGGGUAUCGACCCUGGUAAGUUAAGAAACAGGUCAAACCUAUACCUGCCUAUUAAGGCACGGAUUCCACCGGAAGCCAUUAAAAUCAGAAAGGAAGUAGAGCAAAUCAUCAAGUGUGUGCAAGAGGAUGACGGUGAAUAUGACGAAUCUGAAAAUGCUCUGCACGAGGACCACCUGCAAGAUACGACUGUUCCAGACAGGAGAAAAACGCUCGUCCUUGACGACACCAUGGUGAUGGAAGGCAUCCAAAGCAUGUCAAAUCUGGCAUUGAAGUGUCAAAAUUCGCCCUACGGGAAACAACACUUCAACUCCUAUGAGGAGUUGCGGACGGCUAAACCUCCACGGAUUGUCAUCCCCGGUGCCUUCAAGUCACAGUUCUUGUCGGACGAGAAGAACCAGGACAUUUGGGACUGGUUACAUGACGGGGAUGCGCUGAACGACUUUGAGUACUUCCUGUCAGUGUGUGGUUGAGGAUGUUGUGCGUGUGGGACCUUUUAUUAUCUCUACAGCAAGCGGAUGUCGUGCACGUACAACUCAAGAGACACAGAUGUAUACAUACUCCCACGAUUCAAACAAUCGGACGCAAGUAUGGGAAUUUCGCUUUACUUCCUGAUUUAAACUGGUUAAUGUAGAGCCUAUUUUCGGCCAAACGCAUCGUCAUAACCUCACAGUAGUACUAAGUGGAUUCAAGGGAAGUGUUGGCGUGUUGAUGAUGGGAUAGAAGCUCCGUAAAAGACUUUUUCUUAAUCCUCUAGACAAUACCUGACUGGAUAUACUGGAUUGGGAACGGUAAUGACCUUCUGUCUUAAUGUCUUGGAAGGGCCUGACCAUGGUUUACGUUACCCCCUCUCGUGACUGUGUUGAACUGAAGCAACCAUGACAUGGUUGAAUGAGGUUAUAGUUCCUGGAAUCAACCAACAUUGCUAUCAUGCAUGUGAAAUAUAACAUCGGAGUGAUUGGCUCCACAUCCGGAUCAGAAUAGGUCUUCAGCAACCCUGCUUGUUGUAAGACGCGACUGAUCGGGUGAUCAGGAAGCUGAUUUGUUCGAUGUAUAUCAUCGUAUCCCAAUUGCGUAGGUCGAUGCUCAUGAUAUCAAUCACUGGAUUGACUGGUCCAGACUUGAUUAUUUACUGACAGCCGUCAUAUAGCUGGAAUAUUGCUGAGUGUGGCGUGAAAAAACAAGCAAAAGGUUUUGCUGCAUCGCUUGAUAUUAGAUGCAUGUAUAGAAAUGAUUUAUGUAUCCUAUGAGUGAACUACUACCGUACAAAGUAUUAAUACUGGUUGAAUACUCACAACCGUGUGCCUCAUAUAUGAUGUGUUCAUUUACCAUUUAUCAAGGGAAUUAAUUGGUUGAUCUCCAAAACUGAAGAAGGAACACGCAGUUCAACCACUUCCUUCAGGAGCGGAAGUGACGACACGCAGCUAUAAGUUGUAACUAUCUUUGUUUCAUCACGAGCACGAUCCGUGUCAAGGCGCGUCCAUAAUUGGGAUCCUUUCAACAUGAAGUGGACGAAUGUGUGAGUGAGUGAGCUGGGUUUUACGCCGCUUUGAACAUUAUGUCCAAUAUAAUGGCGUGUAAUAAUGAAAGCCGACGUAAAGUGACGCAGAUUGUCGACGUUUUUCACCAUAAUAUAAUCAACGACCAACCAAUCGUCAUAAACAGGCGAGACUGAGAUUGGAAACCACAAACGACCAAUCCAAGAACGAUAGCGGCCCUUCGAUUCCUUUAAAAUCAGUGAGUGAGUAUGUUAGCCUUCAGCCGUUUUUCUGCAAUAUUCAUGUCAUGGGUUUUGUCACAAUGUACCCUGCGGAAAGUUUAACCUUGGUGUGGGGGACGUACGACUUAACCAGAUGGUACCAUGUGUCGACUUCCCCGACAGUGGCCCGACGUGACAGUGCAGGUUCCUGGAACCACAGAGUAACCGUCCGGCGAGUACAAAUUAUUACGGCUAUUUUGAAUGUUUAUGCAUCUAUCAUGGAAUUAGUAGCUGCUUUACAAAUAUUUCGGUUAGGCAUCAUGAAUUUACGAUGAUGUUAAAUGGACUUCCUAUCUUUCUUGUUUGAGAUGUAAAUGUGUCUGAAGAUUUUGAAUAUGUGUUUUUGAUUGAAACGAUAAAAAGGCAAAUAUUCAAAUAAAUCCUUCUUACUGCAUUAUCUGAGA